This is a messenger RNA of Echinococcus granulosus, 1680 nucleotides long. Its product is annotated as WD repeat-containing protein. Lineage: Eukaryota; Metazoa; Platyhelminthes; Cestoda; Cyclophyllidea; Taeniidae. The record is from RefSeq and is a predicted model, not a curated record. Gene Ontology annotation, cellular component: nucleus. Gene Ontology annotation, molecular function: protein binding; promoter-specific chromatin binding. Bases 1 to 1680 code for a protein of 559 amino acids. The transcript has 5 exons.
AUGACGGAUAUGCAACGGAUGGAUGACCCCCCGAUCACUUCUACCGCGGAAACUUUGCAAAAGGUGAUUGCCCUUGACGCCUCCUAUUUGCAUCAACGCUCCCGGGCUGCGCCUCACCUAAACCCAGAACGUUGGAAUCUCUAUCUGCGCAGACGAUAUCAGCUCUCGCAGAAUGCUGCUCCGUCGUUUCCCGUUGACCGCUCUGAGUAUCUCUACAUCCGACAGAACCUUCUUACUCAAAAAUAUGGGCCCAAUUCUCGGUCAUCGUCCAACGCGGGCACCGUCACACCUACCACCGGGACGACUCUCUACGACAUGCUUCUUCUCGAUAGGCAGCAGCGCCACCCACCCUCCCGCCUCUCAUCGUCAUCAUCAUCAUCGACUUCCCAACUGCCCCUCGCCGAGUCUUCUCUACGCCGGAAGAUUGAGAAUGAAGCUCCCGUCAGCAAGGGCUACGCUUUUGCUGGCAUCGAAACCAUCUUUGAUCACCACAAGGAUACGAUCACACGAAUCCGAUUCGCACACAACGACUCGCAUCGGCUGGCUAUCGCCUCGGCUGAUGGAACCGCUUCAAUUUGUCACAUUUCCGAGGCGACAGGGGAGGAGGUGGCGGUGUCACACAAAGUCGACUACUUCGAGCCGCCGGUUCCCGACAGCACCCCAACUUCGGUUUCGCCAUUUCCACCGGCGGCGCUAAUGGACAUAGCAUGGUCACUGGCCAACGACUUCGUCGCUACUGUCAGUCUGGAUGCCUCGUUGUGCCUUUGGGACGUGCAGCGCCAGGGCUGCCUCACGCGACACUUCCGCGAUGUUGCCUCACCUGGGGGAGGGCUCCUUGUCUGUGAAUUCCAUCCUAUCAAUAAUAACUACCUCGUUCUUGGAGAUACUCUGGGUCUCGUGCAGGUGCUGAACCUUUCAACUGGCCGAGUGGUCAAAAAUGGUCGUGACAAGUUACACACUCCGCCGCGGAUGCGAAUAAGGCUGCCGCCGUGUCGCAACCGCACAGAUCUCUCGCACUACCUGGGUCGAGGCUGUGUCACUGCCCUAGCCUUCGAUCCACACUCCUGCCGCUUAUGGGUGGGCACCGAUUUGGGCGUGAUUCAGGCUUACAGCUGCAAUGAGGCCACCGGUGCCCUCGCCCGCCUCUCUCGACUUACUGUCCCUCCACCUCCCUCCACACCCCUCCUACCCACCGUAACUAGCCUCGCUUUCUGUUCCUGGCUUAGCCACGAAGACAGCUCUUGCUACCUCCUCGUCAACGCCGCCGGGGUAGGCCUUCUGUUGUACCACGCCCAACCGGAUAACGGGAAGCUGGAGCUGCACCAACACUUCGAGUUGCCGCACUCACCGCUGUGCAAUCCCCCAGUCACAAACUAUGGCCUCCACCUUCUUCACUCCUGCUUUGCCCCACUCAUCUCCUUCCGCUCCUCAGGUACCGCCUGCGUUAUCUCGGCCAGUGAGGACAGAGGCAGCGUGUACGUCUUUGAGGUGUCAACGAACGCCACCUACUACACACAAGAUAGAAAACGAAGCGGUGCUGUGGUCACCCGUUUACAGGGUCACGAUUGUGAGGUCGGCCGAACGGUGACCGACGUGACCCUGAGCUGGGACGAAAGUUUCCUGGCCUCGGCAGACGAGGCUGGGGUGGUCAUCCUGUGGAGACGCCAAGCUGCAAACUAA